Meira miltonrushii is the source of this 1729-nucleotide messenger RNA. RefSeq lists its product as uncharacterized. NCBI's taxonomy places the organism in Eukaryota, Fungi, Basidiomycota, Exobasidiomycetes, Exobasidiales, Brachybasidiaceae. The coding region runs from base 160 to 1428 and encodes 422 amino acids. The record is from RefSeq and is a predicted model, not a curated record. The transcript has a single exon. Gene Ontology annotation, cellular component: nucleus. Gene Ontology annotation, biological process: proteasome localization; nuclear protein quality control by the ubiquitin-proteasome system.
GUUCCCUGCCUAGGCGCUGCUUUUCAUUCGCCCAAAUCGGGACAAAUUUCAGUGUAAGACAAACACAACCCUGUGCGCUGCGCAUCCCUCUUUGCUUUAUCGCCAUCAUCUUGCCUUCUUAUAGGCGGAUAGAUACGUUGCACUACCUUUUUGUCUCAGAUGAUCAUGCCACCAAUCACAACUUCACCUAUCCGUGGUACCAACGGGCCACCACAAGCCUUUUCGUUUGGCUUUGGCAUGCACAAUCAUGGCAAUGGUGGCAAUGCACCGAUCUAUACAACUGCAACAAGCUCUACUAGCAGCACAACAAAGCGUCAAAGAAGCGUUUCACCAUCAGAAGAAAGUGAUGAUACCAUGGACGCAGCUCAAUCUACAUCUGCUCAUACACCUUCACGUUCCCUUCAAGCUUUGCCCAAAAGGAUGAGAGCAGGUUUGGGAAAUGCAAGCGGACGGAAGUCGAGAGUUUCUUCAAGUCACUCCCCUCCUGCAUCUGGCCCUUCUAUUUCACAGCAAAGCGCAGAUGUUGGAAAGAUGUUGGCCACCUUGGACAAAGCAUCCUUGUUGACCGUCUUUUCUCGAUUGCUCAUGGCCGAUCCAUCCUCUGCAGAACGGAUUCAAGGUCUCAUUCCAACACCAACACUGGCUUCUGUAGAGGCUGCUUUGGAUGAAAGCCAAAAAGCGGUAAAGAUGCUACUGUUAAAUGCGGCAGAGAUGAGGAAUGAAUUCUCUUGGGGACGUUUACGCAUGCCUGUGGCCGACUUUGUUACAACAUCGAUGAGCUUCUUACCUUUCUUCGUUGCAACGGACGAAGAGAACGCAACCACCUCUUCCGUACACCCUAGAGAACCACCACAUCCAUCAACAAUGUAUGCAUUCUUGCAUUUGAUCACCGAACGUGCUUUGUUGAUGAUGGCCGCUUUACCUGAUUCGCCAACGAAUCUGUCCAUCUCACUCUUUUCUCCUGAUGCCGCCAAUGAUGGACAUCCGAUCGUCAUGGCAAACGAAACCGGAACGCCAAAGAUGAUACUGAAAGCAUAUCAUGAUGCCAUGUCUUCUUCGGAUGGAGGAUCGAUCGCAAACGAGAAGUUGUCUGCUGUGAAUCCGAAUGCGAUUGUGUCGCAAUUGAUACCACACCUACUCCUUCAUUGGGCACGAUUGGUGGAUUGGGUUGCAAGAGCCGUUAAUGAAGAAGGAAGAAUGUUUGGUGCAGAAACCGUUCGAGGAUGGUUAGCAGGAUUGGAAGCGUUAACCACCCUUCGUUCUUUCGGCGGAAAUGAAGACGAACAAUCUUUGGAACGAAACGAAUUGGAGAUCAAAGCUUGUAAAGCCGCUCUGUGUGCCGUUGGACGACGCAUGCAAGAACAAAUUGGUUGGUUGAUUGGUAGGAAUGCCGGUAUGGGUUGGCGAGCAAGCAAUAUGGAGUUCUGAAUUAGGGAGAGAGGCAUUCGACAUACAUUAUCAUAUUUAUUAAUUUCAUUUCUCGGCUUUCUUUAUAAUCGUUGUACUACAUUCACACAUCAUCAUGAUACCUUAUCUCAGCACAAGCAUUUAAUCAAAUUCAGUUCACGUCAUCAUAAAGUCAUAGAUUGGAAAGAUCAUAAAGAGCCUAGAAGUUGUUUUUGUGUGUUUUGUAUUUUAUGAAAAAGAGAUGAGAGAGUCGUAGAAGCCGAGAAAGACAAGCAGGAAUGAGUCGGGUGUGGGUCGGGAGGGGGGAAUGAAAAAGAGAAUA